Molecule: messenger RNA, 2868 nt
Organism: Saccostrea echinata
Lineage: Eukaryota; Metazoa; Mollusca; Bivalvia; Ostreida; Ostreidae
Product: monocarboxylate transporter 12-like
Exons: 7
Coding region: 265-1578 (437 amino acids)
Biological process (GO): monocarboxylic acid transport; transmembrane transport
Molecular function (GO): monocarboxylic acid transmembrane transporter activity
Source: RefSeq, a predicted model, not a curated record
UAUUCCACGUCAAUGACCACGUGACCAUAACAGAGAAGAAAAAUAUCUACAUGCCAUGUUAUAAAACUGCAACAUGGCACUAAACAUACUAAAGGUUACGUGAAAUGACCGUGGAGAGUAUAACGAAAUUCAGUAAAAACUAACCACGCUUACUCCAAUGGUUGUCAACAUGUAACGUCAGCAAAGCGAACGGAAGUGUAGCGAUUCAUUGAAAAAACAUGGAAGAACACGGCCAGAGGAUAUAGAAUUGCUGUAAGUCCCUAGAUGAUUGCGAUCAGUGUGCCUGACACGAUGUUGCAGGGGGAUGGCGGAGGGUACCGAUGGGUGGUCGCCAUCGCUGCCUUCUUUACUCAGUUCAUUAUUUGUGGAAUAACAUAUAGUAUUGGAGUGUUCCACAUUGUGUUCAGUAAAAUAUUCAAUGAGGACCAUUUCAACUCAUCAUGGGUUGGCUCGAUCUUGCUGUACACAACUGCUUUAACAAGUGUGGUGAUGCGCUGCUUCAUGGCCAGGUUUGGCUGUCGCUGGAGUGUGAUGCUGGGGGGACUGAUCUCAGCUCUAGGUCUCUCCAUGGGUAUGGUGGUCACUGAGAUUUACCAGGUCUAUCUCUCCUUUGGUGUACUCACAGGAAUUGGCUUUGGAUUGGCCUGUACCCCAUCCAUAAUGGCAGUAGAACAACAUUUCUACAAGCAGCGCCUACAGGCUCUGAGUGUCGUGCUGAGUGGGGUAGGAGCUGGAAUAGUUGUCUUUCCUAUUCUGAUCCGGACUCUGCUGGAUCACCUGGCCUGGAGAGGCACACUGUGGAUCCUGUCUGGAAUAGCCCUCAACCUUUGUGUAUGUGGGGCCCUGAUGACCCCUGUGGGUCGUAGCAAACAAGUGCAUCUCAUGCCCCUCCUCUCUUGUGUACCACUCCGAAAUAUCACUUUCCAUGGAAUGUGUAUAGCUAACCUCUUUUGGAGUUUUGGCUCUACUGUGAUAUAUAUGUAUUUGCCAUCUUACGCAAUGGACCAAGGUUCCACUUUUGAUACCUCAGUAUUUUUGGUGUCCUGUGUAGGGAUGGCUAGUUUUACCUCCAGGGUUAUCUUUUCCUUUAUGGGACACAAUAGCACGUUAGAUGACAUGACCGCCAUCUUGUGCUCUAUAGGACUUGGUGUAGUCAUUACAGGAACGUGUCCCCUGUUGUUUGAUGACUAUGCAGGACAAAUUGGGUACUCGCUACUGUUUGGAUUUUAUAGUGGAUACUGGACUACAUUUCUGUCCCAGGCCUCGCGGGAGUUACUCGGCCCAGAAUGUAUUGCCAAGGGAAAUGGCUAUCUGUCUUUUAUGAUAGCUCUUGGAUCUAUAAUGGCAGGACCAGCUGCAGGUUUAUUGAUCCAAGAGGAGACAGAAUUCAAGUAUGCUUUCUACUUAGCAGGAUCUGCCUUGUUAUGGAGCUCUGUGAUUAUGAUGCUGUUUAAGUACCAGUCCUGCGGUUUGGAGAAUUUUGUGUCGGAAUCGGAGAAGAAUGACCAGAAGAUCCCUCUGGUGGUGGAGAGUUCCGAGGACAAGUGUUUAAUCAAGGGAGAACCAAUAUUAGUGUAAGUUACCACUGGCCUGGUUCUCUCUAUGCAGCAGAGAGGCCAUGGUGACGUCAGUGUGAUCAAGAUCAAAUGACCAAUCAGGGAAGACAACUCUGAUGUUAUACUCAUUAGAAGUUGGAGCGAUUGAGAUUUCAUACAACAAAAUUUACACAGACACAACAAAAAACAGAUUAUGUCAUAUUAUGUGACCAGUUAUACUCGGAAAAGAAGAAAAUGCUGUCGUGUGAAUGUUAAUGUUGUUAUUUCUUAACGUUUAAUUGAUGCGAGUGAGUGUGCUCUUUGUAGAGGAAGACCUUUUCAUUAAAUGCAUUUCUGCAUUGUUAGAUGUUAUAAUGAUUGUUUUGAGUACUGUAAUUUUUUUUCAUUAUUAUUUUUGUUCUUGAUGUUUUAGAUACUGUUUUGUUUUGUUUCAUGCUUCUUCAGAAUAAGGAAAAUAUAGAACUUUUCAACAGUCUGUUAAGGGACAGAACUCUUACAAAAUGUGGAGUAGGUUUUAGAAAUGCACUGUAUGACUGUUGAGAGAAUAUAUUUGUUUAGACUUUCAAACAAACAAUUGGAGAGGAUCAUUCUCUUGUCUCUGUUACCUUUGGCAUACAUGUAUGUAGGCCUUUGUAUUUAAUUUUACAUUAAUGUCUUAGAUUCUGUGUGUCAGUUUGUUGAUUUAUUUAUAAAUCAUGAAUUAACUAUUUUUUGAAUGCUUAAUGAAGAAAGUUGUUAAAAAGGCAUUCCAUGUCUUAUAGGAGACUUUGUACUCAAAAGAUUUAAUGUUCUAUGCUUACCUGUCAGUUUGUUUAAUAGGGCAAUAUUUCAAUAUACAAACUUAAAAAAAAAAAAUGUAUACAGCAUUCUUUAAACAACUAGCAUCUGUAAGCAUUAUUAAGUUGCUCUGUUGUAUGUUUUGUGAGGGAUGUCUGUGUGGUUCGUGGAAUUUCUCAUUUUUAGAAUUUUUUUUUUUGUUCUCCCUAAUAUUUCUGGAAUAUCAAUAUGAGACAUAACAGAAAAGAUAUUUAUAGACCAAUGAAAAAAAACAUAUACUUAUUUAAUGCAGUAUGUAUGAUUUUUCUGUUGAAAGUUCAUUUGUUUGAUAAAUUUUCCACAGAAUUAUGAAGAAGCGUAUUACAGAUAGGUGUGUAGUAGUUAUCUUUCUUUGUUCAGUGGCACACCUAACUGUUUACAUUAGACAGUGUUACAGUGUUGGUAGCAUGGAAUUGGAACAUACAGAGAAAUGUUAGAGAGAUUUUUAAUGUGAGAAAUGUUCAUUGUGUUUUGAUAAUAAAGUUGUAAACAUGAA